CCUGUAGCGUCAGGAUUGCGUCAAUUUGGGUUUCAACCACGUCUUCAGUCUCGGUGCGGAGCUACUCAGAAGAACCAAAACAGGAAGGGGGUUGGAAAUCAGUGUGCAGAGGGGAGGACCGACGCUCCCCCUCCCCCCACUCCUUCAGCCCGAUCACAGCCUCCUUCUUCACCUUCCCCACUGCUUGUGUCUCCGGGUUUUGUUUUUGAUAGUUUUUCUUUCUUUCUUUCCUUCUUUCCUUCUUUCUUCCUUUCUCUCUCUCUCUCUCUCUCUCUCUUUUAUUUAUUUAUUUAUUUAUUUAUUGUUAUUCCUCCGUGGAAAAGCCUGCUGUCCGGUCUCUGCGAGAGAGUGACGAGCCGAGAAACAGCAGAGCAUCACAUUCGGCACUUUGAGCAGGGGCCGCUCAGCACCGGAGAGGGUGACUCUGCUAGCCCGGACAGCCUCGUCGGCCAGAGGCUCCAGGACCACGGACAGCGGCUCCAGUACCGCGGACAGAGAGCACCACCAACAUGGCUCCGAUCUCGGCCAGCCACCAGCAGUUCGAUGAAAUUCCUACAGUUGUUGGGAUCUUUAGUGCAUUUGGCCUUGUCUUCUCUGUCUCCCUUUUUGCUUGGAUCUGCUGUCAGCGUAAAUCAUCCAAAUCCAAUAAGACUCCUCCGUAUAAGUUUGUCCAUGUUCUGAAGGGAGUUGAUAUUUAUCCUGAGAAUCUCAACAGUAAGAAGAAGUUUGGAGUAGAUGAUAAAAAUGAAGAAAAGAACAAAUCAGAAAUGUCAAAGAAUUCUCUUCAUCUUGACCUGGAGAAGAGAGAUCUAAAUGGCAACUUCCCAAAAACAACCUCAAAAAUGCAGAGUUCUCCAGACUCUGAAAAUUCAUCUUCAAAGCACUUUUCAGAAAAGAAGAAAGAUUCGGUUUCCCCUGAUAGUUUAAAAUCCACUACAUCCCUGUCAUCUGAAGAAAAACAAGACAAACUAGGCACUCUCUUUCUCUCUUUAGAGUACAACUUUGAGAAAAAGGCAUUUGUAGUGAGCAUCAAGGAAGCACGUGGGCUGCCAGCAAUGGAUGAACAGUCAAUGACUUCUGAUCCCUACAUCAAAAUGACAAUCCUUCCUGAGAAAAAGCACAAGGUGAAAACCAGAGUGCUGAGGAAAACCUUAGAUCCUGCUUUUGAUGAGACCUUCACGUUUUAUGGGAUCCCUUAUAGUCAAAUUCAAGACUUAACGCUUCACUUUAUGAUCUUGAGCUUUGACAGGUUUUCCAGAGAUGAUGUCAUUGGAGAAGUCCUCAUUCCUCUUGCAGGAAUUGAAUUGUCGGAAGGAAGGAUGCUAAUGGACAGAGAGAUCAUCAAAAGAAAUGUUAGGAAGUCAUCUGGACGUGGAGAACUACUGAUCUCUCUCUGUUAUCAAUCUACAACAAACACCCUAACUGUGGUUGUUUUAAAAGCCAGACAUCUACCUAAAUCUGAUGUUUCAGGAUUAUCAGAUCCUUAUGUCAAAGUGAAUCUGUACCAUGUUAAGAAGAGAAUUUCUAAAAAGAAAACCCAUGUCAAGAAGUGUACACCCAAUGCUGUGUUUAAUGAGUUGUUUGUCUUUGACAUUCCUUGUGAGGGCCUUGAUGAUAUCAGCAUUGAAUUUUUGGUUUUAGAUUCAGAUAGAGGGUCAAGGAAUGAGGUCAUUGGUCGGUUAACCUUAGGAUCUUCAGCAGAAGGAACAGGUGGAGAACAUUGGAAAGAAAUAUGUGAGUAUCCUAGGAGACAAAUUGCCAAAUGGCAUAUGUUGUGUGAUGGUUAGCAGCUCAGAGCAGGGUUAGAACUUGAAAAACUAUGUAUAUUUCCAUAGGCAAGGAGCAGUUUUCUUUCUUUGCUAUCUGUAAUUGCAGGCUUGUAACUACGAGACUUUUUUGGGAGGGUGGGGAAAUAAAAAACUUGAUUGAAUUAUCAAAAUAGAAGGUAGCUAAAUUUUCAGAGUAAAUAAAGGAAUUAAUAUUUCAAUUGAAUUUAACUUAAUUAGAUUUUUUUAGCAUUUUUCUGUAGUUUACAUAGCCUAAAACUUCUGAAGCAGUAUAAUCUUCAACAAGAACAAAGUUGUUUGUGUGUUUUGUUUUUUUUUAAAAAAAAAUCACCAGAAACCUUAUUAGUACUGUUAUCCAGAAGAAGAUAACCUCAUUGAAGUAUACUGCUAGAUCAAAGAAAAAAAACUGCAGCUUAAUCUAUGAUUCUACGAUUAUUCUGGGAAGGCGCUCAGUCUAUAAACACAAUGGGGAUUGACAGUGAAUAAGAGGGGCAUUCCUUCUGUCCCUCUGUCAUAAACCUUCUUUUAUGAAAAUUCAAUCAUUAUUUGUAUGUUUUGGUUAUUUAUACUUUGAUCAUUCCAAAGACUGAAGAAAUUUUCAGUGACUUGCUUUAAAUACUACAUCACGUGCAACUAGUUGUUUUAUGUGUGGAAAUACUGUAUAAUUAUUUACAUUUGGAUUUUUUAAUAUGUGUAUAUAUAUCCUGUUUUAUUACAGUGACUAAAAUAGAUGCAUUCUGUAAAUCAUCAAGUAAGUUAAUGUAUACUGUGUUGUCUAAAGGGCUCCUUUACGAAUGACUGUACAUGUUAGAAUUUGGGAUUAGGCAUGGGUUAAAUCUAGUAAGGAUUAAACCUUUAGCAUUUCAUACCAAGUGAAAGCGCUUACACUGAGAUGAAGAAGUGUACAGGAUACUUCUGUCAUUGAACUUCCACUAAUCAUAGCUACAUUUAAUGUAUUUCAAUAUUAUUUAAGGAAACAUUAUUUCUCCUUUUGAUUUUUUCAUUAAAUGAAAAAGAGAAAGAAAAUCAUGAAACAGAGUACAAAGUCUCAUUCAUUAGUUUAACUUCCUGAACUUCUGCCACUACAGUCAGUAAGACUGCUCUGAAGAAACAAAGAUUAAUGCAUUCUUAGACAUUUUCAGUACAGGAAAUCAAGUUAAUGCUAUGAUUUAUACAGCAUUAUGUUAGAUGAAAGACUGGAAAAGUGCAUUUCACUUUGAUGACAUGCAUUAAUGUCUACUGAUUGCACUGAAAAUUGGUGAUAAAGAAAAGGUGCCAUGGCUUCUUGUGUAUGUGACAUAUGUGUACUUUAAUUUGUGUCAGUCUAUGGGAAUAUAAAGUGCAAAAAAGAUAAGUAUAUGUAUAAAGGAUUUAGGCCUAUGAAAUUCACUCUAUGUCAUACCUAAUAUAUUUUUAGGCUGUCAGAACUGUAGCACAAAUACAAGCAGUUAUUUCCUAAAGCUUUACACUGAUUUCUGAUAUUAAAGUUUGAAAAUACUGCUCAGAAAUCAUUUUUGAUUACACUAAAAUAAACAAUGAUAUGAUGAUUUUACCAUAUAACUGCUGACAACUGACUUAAAAAGUGGAAAACAGUUUUCAGUAUUUUAGCAUACAUCAUUUUUUCACUUGUAUUCCCACUGAAGUGAAUGAGGCUAUUUGGGAAUAAAGGUACCGUGCAAUGAAUGGAAAGGUAAGAGAAGGAGGAUGCCAUUUAAACAAACAAACAUAAAAACAAAAACAAACAAACAGAAAACAAUAACAGCAACAAAACAUUUUCAAUGUUACAUUAUUUCCAUUAAACAACAGAUUCAGGUCUUGUUCACAACUUUUGCCUAUUUCUUGUUGACUUUUCCUUGUUCUCAUAUGGCCAAACUAUGUUUGCAGUAAAGGACACUGAAACAUGAAAUAUGCAAGUAGAAAAAUAAUACUGGAAGAAUUCUAUUGAAGCUCUUUCAGAUUUUGUGUGAGUAAUUUCUUCAGUUUUUGAGAAUGUGUUUGAUAUAACAGUGUUUAUAAAGUUCUGUAAAAAUUCAUUUUCAAAAUGACAUAAACAUGCUUUUUAUGAUCUUGCUCAGUGUAAAAAAAGAAAGUGUAUUGUAUGUAUAAAGGAGAAGAAUUCUUUCUUUCUUUCUUUCUUUUGAAAGCUGAUUAAUUUCUCAAGGGCUAGAUUUGCCAACCUUGUUCAUUGAGGUGUAAUUCAAAGCCAGCCACACAGCUGAAGGAAUGAUGAUCACAAGCUUUGGUGGGGUUUGAGAUGCAAUCACAGAGUAAAACUCGUCUUGUGAAUCAAACCAGCACAAUGAGGCUAUGGACAGAGGAAGGUUUAAUAGUGGCUGGAAGAAUUUAAGAUAUUAUUAUAUGACUAGAGUUGUUAACAUUUCUGGUAAGGACAGUACUUUAUACUAGAAGUGACUGCAUCAAAUAUAGUGAGACAGCUGGCAAUUCAUUUGGUAACUGAAAUAAGCAAACAAAUAAAAAAUAAGUCUUGUAUGCUGGCCCACUAGUAACACAGUAUCUCAGAAAGUCAGAUGACAGGAAUCUCUAGCAGACAGAUUGUGACAAAGAGAAAAAAAAACAAAAAACUGAACGUUUAAAGUUAAUGAUGACCUACUAACAAUGUUUUUUUUCCAUCUAACAAGUUGUUUUCAAAAUUAUUUUAAACUUUUUAGAGAAAUCUGAGGGCUGACAUUUCUACCAGCUAAAUGGCAUUCGUUGGUAGGGCAAUGGGUAGGAAUGGGUAAGGGAAGAAAAUAUAUAUAUAUAUAAUUGAAAGCAAUUGGAAGUAAACUUUUUUUUUAAUUUAAUUUUUUAUUUUUUUAUUAUUUAUUUAUUUAUUUAUUCCAUUUAAUGUAAUGCUUAGCUUGGAAAGUUGAUUAAAGACUUUAAGUGUCUAUAAAUCAGACAAGGAAGGAGCAAAUGAAGACCCAUCCCAAGAUAAGAAAUUCUGCUGUUUUAUAGCGCAUUCAAUUCAUAUUGUGGAAAUCUUGAACUCUGUCAAGGAUACUGUACUGUAUUAAACAUGUAAAAAAAAAUAAAAAUGUUUGUCUAAGUAGUUUACAAAAAUAAUAACUCCUUAAAUGGAGACUGGGGAUCUGUAGUAACUAAAUACCUUAUUUGUUAUGGUGUUGUAACUCAAUAGAAGCUGUUCGAGAGGAAGCAUGGUGUAUGAGAUUUUGUAAGUUAUUUGUGCUGGUUCUGUAUGUUGUGCCAUGUGUGUAAGACAAGAAUAAAGAGAUGCUUUUGUUCAUUCCAUCCCAAAACAA
This is a messenger RNA of Coturnix japonica (Japanese quail), 5050 nucleotides long. RefSeq names its product synaptotagmin 4 (gene SYT4). Gene Ontology annotation, molecular function: calcium ion binding; phosphatidylserine binding; clathrin binding. Gene Ontology annotation, biological process: calcium ion-regulated exocytosis of neurotransmitter; vesicle fusion. NCBI's taxonomy places the organism in Eukaryota, Metazoa, Chordata, Aves, Galliformes, Phasianidae. Gene Ontology annotation, cellular component: synapse; axon; exocytic vesicle. The record is from RefSeq and is a predicted model, not a curated record.